Closterium sp. Yama58-4 is the source of this 1617-nucleotide messenger RNA. NCBI's taxonomy places the organism in Eukaryota, Viridiplantae, Streptophyta, Zygnematophyceae, Desmidiales, Closteriaceae. The record is from the annotation of a GenBank genome assembly.
AUGCACCUCCCGGCCUUCGCCAACCUCUCUCUGUGCGAUGAAAUGCAGCUCGUUCUCGAAGGCGACGAAGCCUAUCCCGUCUCGUUCGCUCGCAUGCCUUUCCUUGAGUCGCUGGAAUUCAACUACAGCACUCCACGAUUUGACCGGCUGUUUCCGCCACGAGUUUCGUGCAGCCGUCUCACGCGGCUGCUUCUCAGAUGCUGCGACGAGCUCGCGCGCCUUCCUGACGACAUGGGAAAGCGACUAGCACGCUUUCGGGAUUUGAGCAUCUGCGCGUGCCGUAACUUCACUGAUCUGCCUGAUGAGUUCACUUCCCUCGGCUGCCUCCAGAAGUUGACUAUUUCUGCGGUCGAUCUGGUUAGCCUGCCUGAAAACUUUGGAAAGUUGCCCACGUUGAGGGAACUGACGCUGCAGCAGAUGCUGAUCUCAGGUCUGCCAGAAACUUUCUUCCAGCACACGUCGCUGGAGGCCUUGAAUCUGGUUGAUUGCCGUGCGAUGCUGGCAUUGCCUGCAAGAUUCGGCAGCCUCCACGCACUCAAGACCCUCUGCAUCGCCAACUCGCCGAAGCUUGUGCUUCCAGAAGACAUUGGGGGGCUCACCAACCUUCACACUCUUCAGUUCAUGCUAAAUCGCGUACAGGAGCUGCUGCCGUGCUCGAUCACGCAGCUCAAGUCAUUGACAAGCCUCGAGCUCACCCACUGCGGCAUUGAGGAACUACCUGAGGGCGUGGGGAGGCUGAGUAACUUACGUGAGCUGAGCAUUCGGUCAUGCCCUAAGAUGCAGAAGCUUCCAGAGACGGUUACCGACCUUGGCAGCCUUGAGGUUCUGCGUGUUGACAGCUGCAGCAACCUCUCUUCCAUCCCCAGCAGUUUGAGCUCCCUCAGAAGGCUGAGAGAGUUGGCCAUUGGCAAGUGCGCGCAGCUGGCUGAGGUCUCCAGAUCCCUGCCACGUUCGCUUGAGAUGCUCAGCUUGGGGAGCGUCCAGCGGCUCACCCCUCUCAGAGAGCUUCCUGCACUGCCUAGGCUGAGGUCUAUGAGCUUGAUUGGUGUUGCCCUGGUGCGUGGGUUGGUGGCUACCGUGAGUUUGACCGCUGUUGAACACCUGGAGCUGGCGCUGGCAGGCGAAGCAGAGGAGUUGCCACUCUCCCUGGCGUUCUGCCCUAACCUCCGCACCCUCGCCAUUCGAAGUGCUGCACGCUUGAAGACACUUCCCGAUGAGUUGGGAUCGGCUGUGCAGCAGCUGAGGCAGCUGUGCAUAGAGCAGCCUCCAGAACUGAGAGAGUUGCCAGACAGUUUCACCCAGCUGCACUGCCUGACCUCCUUGGAAGUGCACGCACCCAAGCUUGCUUUGCUGCCACACGGCAUUGGCGCCUUGUCCCGACUGCGCCAACUGAACUUGGCCCACUGCUCAUCGCUCACACACCUCCCUGCCUCUCUCACCCGCCUCUGCUGCCUCCACAAGCUGAACGUGGGAUACACCCCGAUCCACUCCCUGCCUGGCCACUUGGCCCAGCUGAGCCGCCUCAAAGAUAUUGACAUGGAUUCGUGCAAGCACCUGGAGUCUCUCCCUCACGAUUUCAUCCAGCUACAGAUGCUGCACAAUCUGAAUGUUUCAUGA